AUGAGCUUUCCUUCACAAGGAGUGCAGCCUUUGCAAGGAGUGGAGAUUUUGCAAGGAAUGCAGCCUUUGCAAGGAGUGCAGCCUUUGCAAGGAGUGCAGCCUUCGCAAGGAAUGCAGCCUUCACAUGCAUUGCAGCCUUUGCAAGGAGUACAGCCAUUGCAAUCAGUGCAGCAUUCGCAAGGAGUGCAGCAUUCGCAAGCAGUGGAGCGUUCGCAAGGAGUGCAGCCUUCACAUGCAUUGCAGCCUUCGCAAGGAGUACAGCCUUCGCAAGGAGUGCAGCAUUCGCAAGAAGUGCAGCAUUCGCAAGGAGUGGAGCCUUCGCAAGGAGUGUGGCGUUCGCAUGGAGUGCAGCCUUCGCAUGGGGAGUGGCCUUUGCAUGGAGUGCUGCCUUCGCAUGGAGUGCUGCCUUCACAUGGACUGCAGCCACAAGGUGUGUUGUCCUCAAAAGAUGAGCUUUCCUUCACAAGGAGUGCAGCCUUUCCAAGGAGUGGAGCCUUUGCAAGGAAUGCAGCCAUUGCAAGGAGUGCAGCCUUUGCAAGGAGUGCAGCCUUCGCAAGGAAUGCAGCCUUCACAUGCAUUGCAGCCUUUGCAAGGAGUACAGCCAUUUCAAUCAGUGCAGCAUUCGCAAGGAGUGCAGCAUUCGCAAGCAGUGGAGCCUUCGCAAGGAGUGCAGCCUUCACAUGCAUUGCAGCCUUUGCAAGGAGUACAGCCAUUGCAAUCAGUGCAGCAUUUGCAAGGAGUGCAGCAUUCGCAAGGAGUGUAGCCUUCGCAAGGAGUGCAUCAGUCGCAUGGGGUGAAGCCUUCACACCUACAGCAGCAUUCGCAUGGGGUACAGCCUUCGUAUGUAGUGCAGGCAUUCACACGGAGUGCAGCCUACACAUGAAGUGCAGGCUUCACAUGGAGUGCAGCCUUCACAUGGAGUGCAGCCAUUCAUAUGGAAUGCAGCCUUCACAUGCAGUGCAGCCUUCACAUGGAGUGCUGCCUUCGCAUGGAGUGCUGCCUUCACAUGGAAUGCAGCCACAAGGUGUGUUGUCCUCAAAAGAUGAGCUUUCCUUCAUAAGGAGUGUAGCCUUUGCAAGGACUGGAGCCUAA
Messenger RNA from Schistocerca gregaria, 1092 nucleotides. RefSeq lists its product as uncharacterized. The transcript has a single exon. The record is from RefSeq and is a predicted model, not a curated record. Bases 1 to 1092 code for a protein of 363 amino acids. NCBI's taxonomy places the organism in Eukaryota, Metazoa, Arthropoda, Insecta, Orthoptera, Acrididae.